GUCCGGAUGUAGCUGACGUCACCACACAUUCUGUUGUAAACAUGGCGUCCGUGACAACAGCCACCUCAGAGUGGAUUCAGUUUUUCAAGGAUGCUGGGAUCCCAGCCGGCCUGGCAGUCACUUAUGCAGUCUCCUUCGUGGACAACAGAAUUCACAAGAACAUGCUGAUGGACCUCAGUAAAGACAUCAUGAUGGACCUCGGCAUCACAGUCAUCGGCGACAUCAUUGCCAUUCUUAAACAUGCCAAGCAGGUCUACAGGCAGGACAUGUGCAAAAUGGCCACAGAAGCCAUCUCCUCAGGACAGACCAGCGUUAAAGCUGAGCUCAGAAGAACUGCCAAUACUCCCGCCACUCGUAUGAUUGCCAAUGCUCUGAGCAAUGACUCCCCGCCAGCCACUCCAGCCCGUCGACCUGACAACCGCCUCUCGGUCACAGUGUCCAACAUGCAAGCAAACAAGAGUGGCAAAACAGUUGUAAGUCAGCCAGCUGAUGAGGGGAACGGUUUGCCAGCAGUGAAGCGCCGACGCGUGACAGCUGAGAUGGAAGGCAAGUACAUCAUCAACAUGCCCAAAGGCACCACGCCUCGUACACGCCGCAUCCUGGCCCAGCAGGCCAAGAAAGGUUUGAAACGCACCUCUGUGUUUGCACGACUUGGGGCUGAAUCAAAGGCAGACACAACAACAAGCAAUAACAAGCCCACCGGUGUGUUCAGUCGUCUUGGCAGAGGGGAUGAAGAGGAAGACGAGCCAAGGCCAGGCAAAAUGGCUGGAAACAUGGAUGUAGAUGACGAGGACGACAGUGACGGAGAAGGCUCCGUCCUCCAGUAUGCUGGUGUCCUCAAGAGACCUCCUCCCUCCCAGAAGAGAGAGCCAGCCACAAAACCGGCCUCAACUACCCUGCGGCGCCUGGGAGGCAAAUUUAAACUACCUCCCUCUGACACUCCCACCUCCUCCUCCUCUUCCCCUAAUGGCCUCCCCCCUGCAAAGGUUAGCGUGCUUCAGAGACUGGGCAAGCUCCCUGCCACACACCUGAGUGCCGCUGUGACACCCACACCUGCUGACACACAGGACAACAGAGUGACCAGCACCAGGCCCAAAGCCCAGGAGGGGCCGACCAUAGCAAGCUCCAAGGUCACCAGCAGCACUGGCGGCGGUGGCGGAGGAGGAGGGGGAGGAGAUUCUCUGUGUGCCCAGAUGGACAUUGGGGCUAUCAGUGUUUUUAAGAGACUGGGCAGCAAGAGAACCUAACACACAGAUCCCUAAACAUUAUUCAGACUCUUUCUAUGCGUCCUUUAUAGAAUUUGUAUCACCACGUUUUUUGCAUUUAUCCUAGCGACAUGCAGGACUGCAGAUUGGAGUGUUUUUACUUUUUUUAGCCCGAGUAUAUGGAUGGUUAGAAUGCUGCUUUGAUGCUUUAGAGCUAUGCUUAGAUAAACAUAGAUAGUUUUUUUUUUACACUUACGUCAUGCUGCCAUUGGAAAAUCACUUUUGUUUUAGUGUCCAAGCUUUUACUUUAAAGACUGAAAUCCCUCAGUGUAUAAUGUUGCUCAACCAGAUAAUGUUUCUCAACCAGGAAGCUAUUUGUCAUGUCUCAGUCAUAUCUGCCAUUCAUCAUUUUAAAAAAAUGAUAUGUAUUUAACUAUAUUUGUGAGCUUAAGGCAUGAGCAUGACGUCAACCAAGCUGCCAUAAUGGUGGUUUUAAUUUUACCCUGUAACUCCGCAUAUAAGGAUGCUGCUGCCUAAACUUCCCUCUUCUGACGGUCCUCCGUAAUGAAUAGAGCUGAGUGCUUAAAAAUAUUCCUCUAAGAUUAAUUACGUGGUCAUUUAGUAGAUAUUUGCCUAAAAGUGAAUUAAUUCUGAUGUUGAAGGUACAGAUAGAUGUGUUUCCCACACCUCAGGCAAUAUAAGUUUAUUCUUCAACACAGGACAGCAGUGGGACGUAAGACUAGCCAUGAUGGUUGAAUAUUUCCUCUUGUUACCUUUACCACCUCAAAAUUACCUCCUCUCUCAUGUCUGGAAAGUAGAAAAAAGGUUCAUGAAAUGGCUUCUUAAUUUCAGCCCCAGACUUGUGAUGAAAAAAGUACAUUCAGAUGGUUACACAGAACGACCUCUCUGAACACUUGAAUCAAGAUAAUAAGCACUGCACCUCCUCUUCUUCUUCUUCUGGGCUUUGUGGAGUCGAAGUUCUCACCUCUGAACUAAAGGAACGUUUUCUAUAACCACCUACUUGAAGGCCGGGUCAGUAGAAUAUUGUUUAUUUUGAAAUGCAAUGUAUAGAUUUGUUAGACUUGGUUUCACACAGCACAGAACCAGUUCUGCUGCAUAUUUUUCUAUGUGGACAUUCUUGUAACAUGUAUCCAUGUAAAGAAACUCAGAGAUGCCAUCGGGCCUGGUGUCAGGGGGCCACUGGAGGUCUCGGUAGGGAGUUCACCUUCACCCAGUGUGGGUCAUAAACACCUGUGUACUACACCGAUCAGGCACAACAUUAAAACCACGGACAGGUGAGGUGGACAUUGAUCAUCUGGUUACAAUGUUCUGAUGGAAAGCCUUGAGUCCCGGUGUUCAUAUGGAUGCUACUUGACACACACCACCCACCCAAACACAGAUGGAUCAAGCAUCUUUGGGGUCUUGUGUCCAUGCUCCAGCAGGUCAGAGCCAAGUCUGAUCCACGGUUGACCUUCAAGCCAUGGACACAGGACAUGUUUUGCAGUGUGGCAUGGUGUAUUGUCCUGCUUUAGGGGCCAUUGGCAUGAGUGGGUGCACUUGGUCUGCAACAGUGUUAGGGUGGCGUCCACUUGAACGCCAGGAGCCAAGACUUUUCAGCAGAACAUCGCAUUUUAACAAGACGAUCAGUGUUAUUCACGUAACCCACCUGUAGUUUCAAUGUCAUGGCUGAUCGGUGUAUCUUGGUCUGUCUUCACAUCAGAACUUUGCUACACUGUAAAUAUUUGAAAUGUUUAAAAUCACAUUAAGGAAUUUUUAUUGUCUUAAAAAACAAGGUAAAAAACACAUCAUGAAAUACCCUGAUUUUUUUAAAAAGAAAAGGGGAAAAUUCUGAAUUUGAACAAAGUGUGCUUGGAAAUGAAUUAAAAGAAGAAAAGGGUCCAAACAUC
This is a messenger RNA of Epinephelus lanceolatus (giant grouper), 3112 nucleotides long. It is a transcript of the gene c4h19orf47, whose product is annotated as chromosome 4 C19orf47 homolog. The record is from RefSeq and is a predicted model, not a curated record. Lineage: Eukaryota; Metazoa; Chordata; Actinopteri; Perciformes; Serranidae. Gene Ontology annotation, cellular component: nucleus.